Magnolia sinica is the source of this 1173-nucleotide messenger RNA. Its product is annotated as protein ENHANCED DISEASE RESISTANCE 2-like. The record is from RefSeq and is a predicted model, not a curated record. NCBI's taxonomy places the organism in Eukaryota, Viridiplantae, Streptophyta, Magnoliopsida, Magnoliales, Magnoliaceae. Bases 83 to 1033 code for a protein of 316 amino acids. The transcript has a single exon.
UGCCAGACGGACUUCUCUAGCAAGUGCCACAGAUCUGAAAUUAGAAGAAAAUAAAAAAAAAUUCAAAAGAAAAUUGCCGAAGAUGUGCCCGACGAAGCAGAAUUCCAACGCCGGAACCCGAUCCGAAUCCGGCGAAGAUGCCGCAUCCGAUGACUGGCGGGACGAGGCAAUCAACAGCGGAUCGUUAAGACACGUGGACCUCCACAAAGGAUCCAAUGGCUGGGCCUCGCCCCCUGGCGAGCUCUUCCAUCUUCGCAGCAAGCAUUACUUCUCCAAGAAGCAGAAAUCCCCCUCCGGCGACUGGCUCCUCAAACCCGCCGGCGUCGAUUGGCUCCGGUCUGCCGGCAAGCUAGAGAACGUCCUCGCCCGAUCGGACAACCGGAUCAUGUCCGCCCUCCGCCGGGCUCAGUCCAACGGACGGUCGCGUAAAGCCUUCAUCUUCGCCGUCAAUCUCCAAGUCCCGGGCCGUGAGAACCACAGCGCGGUGUUCUACUUCUCGACGGAUGAUCGGAUCCCUCCGAACUCACUCUUCUACCGGUUCGUCCAUGCCGACGACUCGUUCCGGAACGCCCGGUUCAAGAUCGUGAACCGGAUUGUGAAAGGGCCGUGGAUCGUGAAGGCCGCGGUGGGAAACUACGCGGCCUGCCUCCUCGGCAAGGCUCUGACGUGUAACUACCACCGCGGCGAGAACUACCUCGAGAUCGACGUCGACAUCGGCAGCUCAACGAUCGCCAGUGCUAUCCUCCACCUGGCGUUAGGGUACGUAACGGCCGUUACGAUAGACAUGGGGUUUCUGGUGGAGGCGCAGACGGAGGAGGAGCUGCCGGAGCGUCUGCUGGGCGCCGUUAGGGUAGCACAGAUGGAGAUGUCGUCAGCGGCGUUUGUGGAUUUGACGGAGAGGGAGACGACAGUUAUGACGGCGGGGGGAUCGAGGAGUGGGAAGGGCGGGUGUUGCCAUCGAGGCUUCUCGAAGGUCAACCAUCACGGACCGUGCUCAGAAACCGGAGAGGACGGAGAUGGGAAGGAAGGUUAGGGUUUUCUCCUUCUCCUUUUUCAUUUCUUCCCAUCCUACCCCUCUCUUUCUUUCUUGUUGCCUAUUUUGCCCCUCUGGGUUUGAUGGGUGUAGAUAUAAUGGUAAUAAUAAUAAUAUUUUAACGGAGAGAUUAACCUCAA